ACCAAAUUAAGGACGCACCAACAAAACUGCCACACGUCCUCCACAAUAUAUGCAUGCUUCUGCUCUGACUGAUGGUCUCCAAUCAAGAAACACAGCUCAUAUGGAAGAAGAAAUAGAUGAAAUGACUGCCCUUUCCCUUGGCAUUGGAGCUACUAGCCAGCACUCCAAAUAUAAGAGAGGCACUGGCUCCAAUCCAAAAUCACCUAUCGGAUUCAGUCUCCAGUUCCCAGAUCAAGGUGACGACGAGAACAGCGAUGGCCACACGAGGAAGAAGCUACGUCUUUCCGAUGAACAGGUCAUGUUACUUGAAGGCGUCUAUGGAGAACAUUGCACUCUUGAUACUUCUAUGAAGCAAGGGCUGGCGAAGAGGCUGAAUGUAAAACCGCAGCAAGUCGAAGUCUGGUUUCAGAACAGAAGAGCCAGGAGCAAGCAGAAGCAUAUCGCAGCAGAUUACGAUUAUUUGAAGAGAAAGUCUGAAAGGCUAAUCAAGGAGAACCAGAAGCUGAAGAUGGAGCUCCAAGAACUGACGAGUAUAUCUCACCGUGGCUGUACUCAAAAUGGCUUGAAUUUAGUUUCCGUCUGCUCAUUCUGCAACCAGAUUUUCAGAGACCACCAUGGUCAUAAGAAAUUCUAAAGUAUAUACGUGUAGAUCAGUAUCUUACAUCUGAGACAGCUAGGAUUUACUUCAGGAUUUGUUUUACAAAAGAUAUGGCAGUGAAAUGUAAAUAAUGGGAAAUAGUGUUUUCCUUGCUGAAUAAAAAGCGAUGCAUUCAUAUAAAAUAGUAGUACCCUU
This is a messenger RNA of Lolium perenne, 793 nucleotides long. The record is from RefSeq and is a predicted model, not a curated record. NCBI's taxonomy places the organism in Eukaryota, Viridiplantae, Streptophyta, Magnoliopsida, Poales, Poaceae.